AUGGUGCAGAGAGAAAUUAAUUGUGUUAUCGAUUUCUUGGAUGAAUCUUUUGAGCAAGCCAAAAAUUUGGAUGCACAAUGGAAUAACGUUUCUGGAAAACCGCCGCUUUUUGGUAUGCCAUUCAGCGUGAAAGGAAAUUUUCAUAUGAAAGGUUAUGAUUGUACUAUUGGACUUGCAAAGUUUUUACAAAAUCCAGUGGAAAAUGAUUGCACGUUGGUAACUUUUUUGCGAUCUCAAGGUGCAAUACCAUUUGUUAUGACAACCGUUCCCCAAGGAUUGUUGAGUUUCGCUUGUUGCAGUAGUUUAUACGGAAUAACUUCGAAUCCACACUCGCAUUCCAGAACACCAGGAGGCUCAUCUGGAGGAGAUUGUGCACUGUUUGUUGCUGGCGGAAGUACAUUUGGGACUGGAAGUGAUUUAGCUGGUAGUUUGAGAAUUCCGGCAAGUUUUUGUGGUGCCACAACUCUGAAACCAACAGAAGGACGUUUAAAGACGAAUUAUACACUGAAUGGAUGUAGUGGUAAGACUCGUUUAUCACUAGGUUACGGUUUCUUCACCAAAACUGUCGAUGAACAAAUUUUCUUACUUAAAAUCUUGUUAGGAUCAGUUGAAUACCAUGAACUGGUUCCACAUCAACCACUUUUUCCUCUAAAUGAAAACAAGCUUACUGUUGCAAACAGUCGACAUCUUCGUAUUGGUUAUUUUGUUGAAGAUGGUUUUAUGAAGCCUGUUCCAGCUUGUUCGAGAGUUGUUGUGCAAACGGUUGAAAAAUUGAGAGAACUUGGACAUGAAUUGGUGUUGUUUCAUUUACCUGAUCCAGAACAUGCUGCUUCACUAUUUUAUCGUGCCAUUUUACCGUAUGGAAGAGAACAGUUACUGCAAAUAUAUGCAAAUGAAGUGAUCCCUCCACUUCUUCGUACUUUUGUCUUCCUCCUUAAGCUACCGCUUCUUUUAUGCAGUAUUAUUAGUUACGUUCUAUCAUUUAUCAGUACGCCACUAUCGAUAGUCUCUGGCUCAUACAUUAGAAAUCUUCAAGAUCUUCAAAUAACACAAAAAUUGACUGACCAAUACAUAGAAAAGUUUACAGAGCAGUGGAAAACAUUCGAGCUGGAUGCACUUAUAUGUCCUGCAUUUGCAGUUCCGGCUGUACCGCACGCUUAUCCAAGCCGUCUCGGAACAUGCGCUUUUGCUACCGGUUUGUUCAAUUUGUUGGAUUUUCCAGCUGGAAUUGUGCCUACAGGAACAGUUAAUUCGGAUGAUGAUAGAUUAUUAGCUGAUGAAGCUUUCUGGCAUACAGGCAUUGAUUUCGCACUUAAAAUAUUAAGGGAUGCAGCUCGUGAUUCGGCAGGUUUACCUGUAGCUGUGCAAGUAGCUACUUUACCACUGGAGGAGGAAAAGUGUUUGUCGGUAAUGAAAGAGAUCGAAAAAGUAUGGAGAAAGUAG
Molecule: messenger RNA, 1443 nt
Organism: Brugia pahangi
Lineage: Eukaryota; Metazoa; Nematoda; Chromadorea; Rhabditida; Onchocercidae
Source: the annotation of a GenBank genome assembly